GGCGGAAGUGGCUGCUGCGCCGCGCGCCAUUUUCAAACCGGCGUUGGGGCCGGGGCCUCCCGGGGCUGCGGGGCUCCCGCUGCGGUACAGGCCGCUCCCGCCCCAUGCGCUGUGAGCGCGGGCAGGGCCGAGCAGCCCGGCGGCCGCUGGGACCGUGUUUCCUCCGGGCUCUGCCGAUACAUCGGUGACACGGCUCGGCAGCUCCUCCGUGCUUUGCCCUGGAAGGAUUUACCUUCAGCAGCGUGUCGGUGUCCUUCUCUUCCUGAAUUUCACAAAAGCCACUUGUGAGCUGUGCUUACAAUGACGACAGCAGCGGAGCGCAAGUUCGUUAACCUCAGGAAACGCCUGGAUCAGCUGGGCUAUCGGCAGCCCUUGGGAGUGGACAGUUUGCCUUUGGUGGAAAAGCUUUUUAGUGACCUCGUUCAUACAACAGAGAGCCUGCGCAGUGCUAAGUUAUCUGCUGGAAAAAUUGAAAAGGAGUGCAGCAAUUAUGAUGCUAUUAUAGAGCCAUAUAGAACUGAGAAUGCAAAACUUACCAGGGAAAAUAAUGAGCUGCAUUUGGAAGUAUUAAAACUGAAAGAGCAAUCUGACCAUUAUAUUAAAGAUUUGAAAGCCAGCUUAAGGAAGGUUGAAAAUGAAGCGGCUGACUUGAGAUUCCUGAAUAACCAGUAUAUGCAUAAAAUUAAACUGCUGGAAAAAGAGAGCAAAGCCAAGACUGAAAAAAUUCAGCAGCUUCAGGAGAAGAAUUUGCAAGCAGUGGUGCAAACUCCUGGUGGCAGAAAAAGGAACAUCCCAUUCAGGCGUCAACGCAUGCAGAUAGACCAGCCUGUCCCUCCAUCAGCUGUCAGUGCAUACCCAGUGCCUCAACCAGAGGAUCCCUACGUUGCAGACCUUCUUCAGGUGGCUGAUAAUCGAAUACAAGAACUUCAGUCAGAAGUAACAAGGUUACAGGAAAAACUAGAGAUAUCAGAAAAUGGAAAGAAAAAUUACAGCAAGCAGGUUGAGCUUAGAGACAAAGAAAUAGAACGCCUAAUGAUAGCAUUGGAUGGUGGUCGUUCUCAUGAAGUUAUAGCUCUGGAAUCAAGAAGUAAAAGCAAUGAGAAACUUAUUGCCCAAUUAAAUUCACAGGUUGAAUAUCUUCAGCAGUCAAACAAAGAACUUGAAAAUCGCAUUCAAGACCUCAUGGACACAAAAAAAAAUGUGACUAGUGAAGUAGUGCACUUAAGCAAUAAAAAUGAGGAACUCUGUCAAGAACUGAAUGAAAUAGACCAUUUGGCCCAGCAAUUGGAAAGACAUAAGGAAAUUGUGCUUGAAACUGCAGAUAAAGAAAUAGAAGAAGCAAAGAAAGAAAUUGAAAGAAAAGACAGUGAAAUACAGGAUCUUGAAGAAACCGUAACGAGGCUUAAAUCAGAAUUGUGCUCAUGUCGUCAACAGAACGAGAGAUUGAGUGAAGAACUCUUUGGAAAAGAAAAUGAUGAAGAGAAUCUUGAAUUACUGCUAAAUCAGCUUGAACAAGAGAAACAGAGGCUGACAGAAAAAACAGAGAACUUUGAAAUAAAAGAACGAGAACUUGUCCUAGAAAUAGAAAGAAUGAGAUUAGAAUACGGUAUAGCUCUAGGAGACAAAUCUCCAUCUCGUCUAGAUGCAUUUGUCAAAACAUUAGAAGAUGACAGAGAUUAUUAUAAAAGAGAAUUAGAUUAUCUUCAGAAAAUGAUAAAACGAAGACCUAGCCCAAGUCGUAGGACUCCAGAGAAGAGUGAAGACCUGAGACUGAUCACUAGAGAAAGAGAUGAGCUACAGUCCAUGUUAGACAGAUUUGAAAAGCAUAUGAUAGAAAUUCAAUCCAAUGUCAAGCUAUUGACUGCGGAAAAAGACAGAUUAAGUAUUCUUUAUGAGCAGUCUCAGAGUGAAUUAAACAGGCUGAGAAUGGAAGCAAAACAUCAUUUGGUUUCUCAAAGUCAUGUGGGAGAAGAUGGAGAUGUUGCACUGGCAGACUUUAGAAGACUGAUGGCAGAAAAGGAAAGUCUGAGAGAAAAGUUAAAGAUUCAGCAAGAAGCGGCUAACCUUGAAAAAUCAAAGAUGCAGCAUGAUAUUUCAGUACUGGAAAAUAACAUUCAACAAUUUGAGUUGGAAAGGUGUGAACUGAAGAGUACAAUCUCUAUCCUGAAAGAAAGAAUCAAGUCUUUGGAAAAUGAAUUAAAAUUAAAGUCCAAUAAACUUAUCCAGACAUCUGAUGAUUCUUCUCAAAUUAAAGCUGAACUUUGCUCACUUCAGCUCUUAAAUGACCAACUCCAGAGGACUGUGGAAGACUUACAGCACCGACUGUCUCUCAAAAAGGAUGAACUUCAGUCAGCUCAAGAAGAAAUUGUAAAGCUAGAGGAAAAAAUAGAUAGGUUAAACCAGAAGAGCACUUCACAAGAUGAGGCAGUCAAUGUGCUUAGAAGUACUAUUACUGUUUUGGACAAAGAAAAGGAUAAUCUUCAAGAAACUGUAGAUGAAAAAACAGAAAGAAUUGCAUGCUUAGAUGACAACUUAGCUAACAAGGAAAAGACAAUUACUCACUUACGGCUAACGCUCUCUGAGCUGGAGUCAUCAACGGACCAGCUAAAGGACCUCCUGAGCAGCAGAGACCGGGAGAUAGCUAGCUUACGUCGCCAGCUUGAUGCAUCCCACACAGAGAUUGCAGAAACAGGAAGAGUGAAGGAAAUAGCUCUGAAAGAAAACCGACGACUACAAGAUGACCUAGCUACAAUGACCAGAGAAAACCAGGCUGUCAGUUCUGAGCUUGAAGAUGCAAUACGUGAAAAGGAAGAAAUGAAAACUAGAGUUCAUAAUUAUAUAGCUGAAGUUUCCAGAUUUGAGAAUCUGAUAGCUUCAAAGGAAAAAGAAAACCAAGAAUUGCUAGAGAAGUUCCGAAUGCUCCAUACACAAGCUGAGGACUGGGAAAUCAAGGCUCAUCAAGCUGAAGGGGAAAGCAGCUCAAUUCGACUAGAACUCCUUUCUGUAGAUACGGAUCGGAGACAUCUUAGAGAGAGAGUAGAACUUCUGGAAAAAGAGAUUCAAGAGCAUAUGAUUGCACAUCAAGCUUAUGAAUCCCAGAUCUCCUCCAUUACAAAAAAUAUGUCUAAAUUGGAAGAGGACAUUAAACGUGAACAUCAGGAUAAGUCUUCCGUGUUGGCUGACCUGGCUUCUGUGAGAGAACUUUGUGUUAAACUUGAAGCUAGCAAAGAUCUUUUAUCUCGGCAGCUUGCAUCUAAAAGCGUGGAUUAUGAAAGGGUUCUAGGUGAAUUAGAAGAUGUGAAAUCAGAAGCAGAGUUGCUGAAAAAGCAGUUAUCCAGUGAGAGAAUUACAAUUCAGAAUCUUGAAACGUUGCUGGCUACCAGUAGAGAUAAAGAAUUUCAGAACCAUUUAACGUCUCAUGAAAAAGAUUCAGAAAUUCAGUUACUGAAAGACAAGCUAACACUUGCUGAGGGGAAACUAAGCAGUCAUAGUAGAGAGGUUUCCAUGCUUCGAAGUAAAGUUGCUCAGCUGCAGACUGACUACGAUGUUUUAAAAAGACAGCUAACGACUGAAAGAUUUGAACGAGAGCGUGCAAUUCAGGAAAUGCGUCGACAUGGUCUCUCUACAUCAUCAUUGCGCGCUUCACCCCCUCUCAGUUCUACAUUAAGGUCUCCCUCACAUUCUCCAGAUCGUGCAGUUGCAAAGACAGCCGAUCAAGCAGCAGCUGAAAAAAACGUGAGCUUCAAGGAGUAACCAGUACGUGAGCAAUCAAACAUAACGUUUCUGUUUUAUAUGGACUUAUUAUUGAAAAUUAUGAAGGAUGACUUGUGUUCUACCUCUGUUUUCUUCAAAUCAGUGAUUACUUCUGUGAAAUCUCUGAAAACCUGUGAAGGAAUCAACUCUGCAAAAUUCUACCCUCCCAAACUGACUGGGAUGACUAGAUUUUUGUAGGUUGUAUCAAGGCUGGCUAGGUUUUGUGACUAUCGCAAACACAAUGUAAUUAUAUGAAAGAAACAAGUAUAUGAUAAUCUCUUGUUUUCUAUUAUUAUUUUAUUUUUAGUUGUUUCUCUUAUGUGGUUACAGAAGUUUGUCUAUUUUAUUGUGAGCUAACAGGAGAAUAGCAUAUACGUCUACCUUAAAAGUACUGAGCCAGCAUAUGCUUUAUACUGAUAUCCUUUGUGUUUGGAUUUUUAACAAGCGUUUUCUCAAUACUUUAAAUAUCAUGAAGAACAUUUAUAUAUUUUGUGCAUGUGUUUUGCUUACUUAGCAUUUUUUCUUAAUAAAGAAUAUCAGUUGUUCUUUAUUGUUUCUGUCAUGUAACUACCCAUCUCCCUUUACUUAGUGUUUAUGUACAACUGCAUUUUUAAAUAUUGUCCCAAUAUUAAAUAAAAUUGAAAACUGGUAUUUUAAAAAAUGUAUUGAAAUAAAUGUUAUAAAACUAAUGAAAAAGUAUAUUCAGAUUUCCAAAUCACAUCAGGAGAUUAAAAACAUAAUUUUUUUUAAAGAGCAUAACGUCUGGAAUCCUUCACACAGUUCAAGCUGUUUGCGAGGUGAUACAGACUAUGAUGCAUUAGAUAAAAGUAGAGAGAGAUAAUCUUUAAAAUAUUGAGUGAGUUUAGCAGAAGAGCUACAAAGUUGGACUAUGAAGUGUGCUGUCAGGAUCUUAUGGUAUUCUCUUCAUGUCCAUCUACGCAGGAAAUUGUACAUCAGAUCACUGUUCUACUCCAGAACGCCUGGCAGUUGAGUUUGAUAUGGUGUGUAUUCACAGGUGUCAUGUUGAGGACUGGAAGUCGGGGAGCUGACUGUUGUGCAUCUUUCCAUUAACCAACAGAUGGGGCUAUGAUUGCUAAAUGUUUUGAAUGAUAAUUAAAAAAAAAAAAAAAAAGUGAUUACCAGCUAAUAUUGAAAGCAUCCCUAAAGUGUAAGUAAACAACAUAUUAAAUGACAAGGAAAACAUUUCUUUUUUUGCUUUUAGAAUUCAUCCAUUUUGCACAAUGAUUGUUACAGUUGUAAAUUAUACAGGAUACUGGGUUAACUGGAAAUAUUGUCUCAUAUAAUUGUAGAUAAAUAUUAAUUGCAAGCAAUAUUGAUAUAUUUAUUUUUACAUAUUGUUACACUUAAUGUGUCUGUGUAUGUAUUGUAUUUUACUAAUUAAAAACAACUUAGAACACAUUCAGAAGUACCUGAAAAUGCUUGUAUCAGAUUAGGCUUCUGAGCCUUUGGAAGUAAUUGUUUAUUUUAAAAUGUGUGCAGCCUUACCUUUUACUUCUGAUGUCUCAUUUGCCAGUUACACAAAUGGGGGAGGUUGUUUUCUCUUAGGUAUGGUUUAUCACCGUUUGUAAAUAAGUCAGUAGUUUUUUUAUGCUGAUUCAUUUUCUGCUCUCAGUUCUUUCAGGAGUGGCUCCUAAACACCUUAUUUUGCAUAUGAAGCCUUCAAACUGGAAUUUAAAUUAAAAAGACAAAUGUUCCAUCUUAUUGACAAAUAUUUAUUCCUCUAUGAAAUUUAUAUUUUGUCUUCAUUAUUAAAGCUGUAACACAUUAAUAAUCCUUCUUACAUGACUGUCAACUGUAAAGAUUAGUGGAUCGUGGAACACAGCAGGUAUAAUAAAGAGAAUCAAGGUAUCAUUGCAGAGACUAAAGUCUGUGCAGCUUUCUAAAACAAAAACUGCUGAUAUUCAGACAUCAUUUUACCUUCCGGUGCUAUUAUUUUGUAUACACUUUUGUAAGAAACUACAUUAAAAACAUAAUUAUACAACUUUACAUUAAAAUAAAAUAUAUCAAAUAUAAGCCAGGAAUAUGAUCAACUCUGUCAGGCUCUGUUCAACGAAGCUUCUGUGCUGUUCUCAACUGCUGAAAGACCAAAAGGUCAUGGAAGUCCCACGAACUGCUUUAAUCAUCAUUUGGGGUGAGUAGAAAGCAGAGUAGGGCAGACAUUAAAUCUUACUUAAUCUGUUUUCUGUGGUUUUCUACAGAUGGGAAUGGAGGAAAAGCAUUAGAAGAAUAAUAAAGGUGAGGCUGUAAUUAUUGGGGCUGUUCUUUCUACAAAACAAGUGUAUUGUCAAAAGUGGAGAGAAUGAAAGGAUGGUUUUUAUAAACUUAUUAAAACUCAAAGUGCUUGAUUAAACUUA
Messenger RNA from Coturnix japonica (Japanese quail), 6128 nucleotides. RefSeq names its product centrosomal protein 135 (gene CEP135). Lineage: Eukaryota; Metazoa; Chordata; Aves; Galliformes; Phasianidae. The record is from RefSeq and is a predicted model, not a curated record.